AUGCCGCCAGGUCACCUGCGUCUCCCGGCGCUGCAGAUCAGCUGACGUUUGCGUCUGCCGGAGUGCCGGGUGAGUCCCAUGGGCCUGGCUGUGACCUUUCCUGCCCCACACAUGGCAUCAGGGGCAGGGCAAGUUAGUGUGGCUUGGCCAAAUGGCCUCAGAAGCCCAAUGGACCUAAUUAAGUCUAUGGGGUGGAAGUUCCCCACACAGAAAGGUGUCAGGGCCAAGUUCAGCUUGAUGUUGUGACUCCCCUCUCCCAGAACCAUAGAAUUUUAGAGUUGGAAAGGACCACAAGGGUCAGUUACUCCAACUUCCUGCAAUGAAGGAAUCCUUUCCUCCUGACUUGUCUUCUUCUUCUUUGGCGAUCCCUCGUAGCCGAGUAAGAUUGUCUUUCAUAAACACGGUUUUAACAGUGAGUCCGUAAGCGACUGUGGAGGCCAAUUCUGGACCCACACGUCCUUCCACAGUGGGGACAUUGGUUUCCGGGCAGGAGUUGAUCACGGUGAGGGUUUGCCAAGUGUGCCUUCCUCUUAGCACCUUUCUCCCUUGCGUCCUGAGUUCGAGUGUCUUCAAAGCCCAUGACACCUUUGGUGAAGGCUGUUCUCCAACUGGAGCGCCCGCAGGCUAGUGUUUCCCAAUUGUCGGUGUUUAUACUACAUCUUUUAAGAUUUGCCUUGAGAGAAUCUUUAAACCUCUUCUGUUGACCACCAGCAUUACGCUUUCUAUUUUUAAGUUCGGAACAGAGUACAGUGGUACCUCGGGUUACGUACCGUAUUUAUCGCACCAUAGGGCGCACCGGACCAUAGGGCACACCCAGUUUUUAGGGGGGGAAAUCAAGAAAAAAAAUACCCCCCCAGCCCCAAAGAGCAGCGUACAGGCUGCACACAACCUCUCCCUGCCAGAUAGAUCCCGCUCGCUGUUUUGGCUUCCCCUUUAGCCCCGUGCAGCCUCUUCUUGCCGGGAGACGCUGCGCAGGGCUAAAGAAGCCAUAGCCCCGUGCAGCCUCUCCCUGCCGGAGGGGUUGCGCGCGGCUAUGGCACAAGCCUGCAUUCGCUCCACAGGACGCACACACAUUUCCCCUCAAUUUUUGGAGGGGAAAAACUGCGUCCAAUAGAGCGAAAAAUACGGUACUUAAUUCGUUCCGGAGGUCCGUUCUUAACCUGAAACUGUUCUUAACCUGAAGCAGCAUUUUAGCUAAUGGGGCCUCCCGCUGCUGCCGCACGAUUUCUGUUCUCAUCCUGAAGCAAAGUUCUUAACCCAAGGUACUAUUUCUGGGUUAGUGGAGUCUGUAACCUGAAGCGUAUGUAACCCGAGGUACCACUGUAGUUGCUUUGGAAGACGAUAAUCAGGCAUCAGCACAGCACAGAACCUGUAAUGGUCUUGGAAGGAAACUGACCAUUGGAAGAUGCUCCCAAGGGUACGGAUAAUUGGUCCUACUGCUCAGAUUAAUACAACUGCCAAUACUAAAUCAUCCAUAUUACUUUUGUCAUACAGUAAGCCCGCAACUUAUGCAAAGGUUUGUUUCCCCCCCAAAAAAACUUGAAGUCAGAAAGGCCAAAAACGGAGUCAUUUUCUAAAAAAGUAAAAAAAACACCAGCAAAUUGUUGUUGUUGUUAUUGAAUUUAUAUACCGUAUUUUUCGCUCUAUUGGGCGCACUGGACCAUAGGACGCACCAGACCAUAGGAGGGGGAGAAUAGGGGGAAAAAAUUUUCUUGUUCUCCCCCUCAAAAACAAGGUACGUUCAAGGUACGUUCAAGAGCAGGCCUUGCUGCUGCCACCCGAGCUUGUGGGGCUGGCGGUGGGGGGGAAGCGCUGCUUUCCCCUACCGCCAGCUUCAAAGAUCCCUGAAGCCUUUGGAGCGCAGCUGCACUCCAAAGGCUUGAGGCUUUGGGGACAUCCUUUGUAGCCUCCGCAGGGCGGUGGGGUGCCUUCAUCCCGCCGCCCUGCGGAGGCUUUGCGCAGCCCUCCCGAAGCUGGAACAGCGAGACGGAGGUCUGCGCAGCACCCCGUCUCGCUGCUUUGGCUUUGGGGACAGCAGGCUGCUCUCCGCAAGCCUUGGGAGCCCGGCAGGAACUCCCGCUGGGCUCCGCAGGCUUGCGGAGAGCUGCCCGAGCCCGGGUGCACAGCACCACGCUCCCGGGCUUCGGGCUGCAGGCAGCUGUCCGCAAGCUUGCAGAGCCCAGCGGGAGUUCCCGCCGGGCUCCGCAGGCUUGCGGAUAGCUUCCUGAAGCCUGGAAUGCGAGAGGGGUCGAUGCACACCGACGCCUCUCGCUCUCCAGGCUUCAGUGAAAGCCUGCAUUCACUCCAUAGGACGCACACACUUUCCCCCUUCAUUUUUGGAGGGGGAAAAGUGUGUCCUAUAGAGCAAAAAAUACGGUACCACCCUAUACCUGGGGGUCUCAGGGCAGUUCCCAGAGUAAAAUCAAGAUAUAAAACCACAAAAGACCUAACAAGAAUAAAAACAACAACCGAAUAGCCCCCCCAAAAAAGAAACAUUUUAAAAGGGCAUAGGGUGUAAGUUGGGUCAACCAAAGGCCUGGUUAAAAAGGAAGGUUUUUGCUUGGUGCCUAAAGAUGUAUAAUGAAGCCACCAGGCAAACUACCAUGGGGAGAGCAUACCACAGAUGGGGAGCCACUGCAGAAAAGGCCCUGUUCUCGUGUUGCCACCUUCCGGACCUCUCGAGGAGGAGGCACAUGAAGGAGGGCCUGAGCAGAUGAUCUCAGGGUCCGGGUAGGUUCAUAUGGGGAGAGGUGAUUCUUGAGGUGUUGGGGUCCUGAGCCGUUUAAGGCUUUAUAGGCUGUGGGCUUUCUGUACUCCUCCCCAACUUAGUUGCUGCCUUUGUUCCCCUUUCCAGCUCCCCUAGGCAAAGGCGAUGUUUCAGGGAACUUCCUUGGUCCUUAAACCCCUGCCCCUGAUUUUCAUUCUCUCCCUGCAAUUCCUCUGUCAUCAACAGGAGCUUCUCCCCUCCCAAAUCCGGACGUGAAGAGUCGUGUGGCGCCUCGGAGCGCCUCGAGGGCGAUGCGGUGCUUCUGGCUGCUGCUGGUGCUAGUGGUGGGCUUGGUGCUGAGAGGUGCUGCCACCCCAUCAGAAGACACAAAUUCAAGAGGGGCAGGUGAUGGCAGCCCCAAGGAUGCAGCCAAGCAGGAGACACAGGUGAGGGCACAGAGCAGAUGAGCAGGCUCUCUGGGGCACCAAGUUGUUCGAAAUAGAAACUUGGACCUGACUUUCUAGCUCAUAGUCAGCCUGGGCCACUGUUUCACCUAGGUGAGAUGUUUGUGUCCUGCCAGGGUCUCACUGAGCACCCAUUUAGCUGUUGCACUCUGUACUAGAGGCAGCUUCUGAACCAAGCACAGGGGCAGCCACAAGUAUAGCGCAUUGCAGUAAUCUUGUUGGCAUCUGUCUGUCUUGAGGGAGGGGAGGAAUCGUGCACUAGUACUCAGCAUCCUAAGGCACUUGCCAGGACACCAACACCUGCCUUGGGACCCCUUCAUUCCCCCCCUCCACCUCUGGCUUGGCAUCCUGAGCAGGCAGGUAAGCCAUUCUAAUGAUUUCCCACAAUGCCCGUGACUUAGCAUCAGCGUGGCGCAUUGCCGGAAACCGAAAGCAGGGCUAGGCUCGGCUUCUCGGUUCUGCCGCUGCAACAAGAGAACCACAUCCGGGAGCCACGAACAGAAGACAAAUGGCCCUCCUCGAACCUGACCCUCAUUGGGGACUUGGAAAUCCCACCCCUUGACUGACCACCUGGCCUCUUUCCAUUCGCUUUAUUUCCAUAUCAUUUUUAUUAAAUCUCCAAAAAUAUUCCAAACUCUCUCUCUCUCUCUCUCUCUCUCUCUCUCUGGUGUGUGUGUGUGUGUGUGUGUGUGUGUGUGUAUCAUUGACUUCCCACCCCUCCUUUCCUAAUUUUUGUUUUUACUCCUUUUGCUGUUUUACAACACGUUUUAAUUUUCUGAACACCGCUGUCAUUAACUCUUUCGAUAACCACUGCUUAUAUUUCAAUAUAAGCGGGCAGAGGGCCUUCUCGGUAGUGGCUCCCGCCCUGAGGACACCCUCCCAUCAGAUGUCAAGGAAAUAAACCACUAUCUGACUUUUAGAAGACAUCUGAAGGCAGCUCUGUUUUGGGAAGUUUUUUGUUUGAUGUUUUAUUGUAUUUUUAAUAUUCUGUUGGGACCCACCCAGAGUGGCUGCGGAAACCCAGCCAGCUGGGUGGGAUAUAAGUAAUUAAUUAUUCUAUUAUUAUUAUUAUUAUUAUUAUCAUUAUCAUCUCCUGCCAGCGACUUCAUGUAUGAAUGAUAAUUUGAUAGAUAAUCCAUCCGUGGUCUCCAUUCUCCCUUAAACACUUUGCCAUUACGUCCCCUUCGUUUUUGCAGUCCAUCCCACCAUUUCAGCAUAGCCCCUCAGUUUCCUAAGGCAUUCCUCCUCACUUGGUCCUUACCCUUCCGUGCAUAUAAAGUUCUAGCUCAGGAAUAGGCAAACUUGGCCCUCCAGCUUUUUUGGGGACUACAACUCCCAUCACCCCUAGCUAACAGGGAUGAUGGGAGUUGUAGUCCCAAAAAAAGCUGGAGGGCCGAGUUUGCCUAUUCCUGAGCUGUUGUUGGCGGCCUCUUCGCGUUCUCACCGCCUCCCACGGAUCUUUCCGCUGCAGGAAGCGAAGGUGAUCCACGGCAUGUGCUACGUGGCCAGAUGCGUCAAAGGGCACUGGGACGUCAGGUGGAAGUCCGGGUGCAGGACCAGUUUGAUCCAUCCCCAUCGCCUUCAUCCGCCAAGAGGCACUUGCAACCAUCAUGGCAGCUAGCAAGGCAUCCUUUGUAGCCUCCCUUCUCUCCCCCAAACCAGCCUCCUAAGACGCGCACAAACUGGUCCAGGAAAUGUGAACGAGAGCGGCCAGUCUUUGCGCAAAAGGCACAGCAAUGCCAGAACAUUGCCUCUCCAUCUCUUGGAAAGGUUCGCCACGACGCUUCCUUUUAAAACUUGCCAAGCACACUUUGCACCGAUGCUGCCUCCCACGGAAUCAGACCAUCGGUCCACGAAGUUCAACGCUUUCUACAUGGACGGGCCGUUUCUCAGAGAGCUGGAGGGAGCCCAGCAUCAAACCCACCCAGGAUUGAGUUAAGCAUCUUCCAGCUUCGGCUACGAGGGGACCUGCCCGCCGCCAAUACCCACCAGCUGUUUUCCCCAGCAGCAACAGAAGGAGCACGAGCGACGCUAUUCCACAUUUUUCGUUCAUUUUUGCGUAGGUACUUCUGUUCUGUGUCUGCUUAGGUUUCGUUUAGACGUACGUGUGCGUUGUUACUUUUGUGCAUUAAUAAACCCUCGCCUGUAAGAGUG
Messenger RNA from Podarcis lilfordi (Lilford's wall lizard), 5325 nucleotides. NCBI's taxonomy places the organism in Eukaryota, Metazoa, Chordata, Lepidosauria, Squamata, Lacertidae. The record is from the annotation of a GenBank genome assembly.